GUGAUUUGGGGAAUAUGUGGGGGGAGACACACCAAUGGUCCAGCAGAACAGGAUGGCCAGGACCCCGUCCAGCUCCACACAGGAGAUCCAGAUGGAUGUGUUAGAGGGGCACAGCCUACAGGCCAAAUAUGCCAAGAGGAAAAGUCGUUUUAAGCGUUCAGAUGGCAGCACCAGCUCUGAUACCACCUCCAACAGCUUUGUGAGGCAGGGUUCUGCGGAGUCAUACACCAGUCGCCCGUCAGACUCAGAUGUGUCUCUUGAGGAAGAUCGGGAAGCCUUGAGGAAGGAGGCAGAGCGACAUGCUUUGGCACAGCUGGAAAAAGCAAAGACAAAACCUGUGGCCUUUGCAGUUCGGACAAAUGUGGGAUAUAGCCCAUCCCCCGGGGAUGAUGCCCCUGUGCAGGGAAUGUGCAUCAACUUUGAUCCCAAAGACUUCCUUCACAUCAAGGAGAAAUAUAACAAUGAUUGGUGGAUUGGGCGUGCUGUGCGAGAAGGCUGUGAAGUUGGAUUUAUCCCUAGUCCUGUUAAGUUAGAGCACAUGAGACUUCUUCAGGAACAGAAGAUGCGACAGAGCCGACUAAGCUCCAGUAAAUCCAUUGGUAAUUCCAACAGUUUAGGUGAUGUGGUUAGUGGGACCCGCAGACCUACACCCCCAGCUACAGCUAAGCAGAGGCAGAAGUCAACAGAGCACAUCCCCCCUUAUGAUGUUGUUCCAUCCAUGAGGCCGAUCAUUCUAGUGGGACCAUCUUUAAAGGGUUAUGAGGUCACAGAUAUGAUGCAGAAAGCUUUGUUUGAUUUCUUGAAGCACCGAUUUGAUGGGAGGAUUUCCAUUACUCGGGUCACUGCUGAUAUUUCUUUGGCCAAACGUUCAGUCCUGAACAACCCAAGCAAACAUAAUAUUAUGGAGCGGUCCAACACACGCUCCAGUCUUGCUGAGGUACAGAGUGAGAUUGAGCGCAUCUUUGAACUGGCUCGAACCCUGCAGCUAGUUGCCUUGGAUGCUGACACCAUCAACCACCCAGCUCAGCUUGCUAAGACCUCCUUGGCACCCAUUAUUGUCUACAUUAAGAUCACUUCUCCAAAGGUAUUACACCGGCUGAUAAAAUCCAGAGGAAAGUCCCAAGCUAAGCAUCUGAAUGUACAGAUGGUGGCAGCUGAUAAAUUGGCACAGUGCCCCCCGGAAAUGUUUGACAUCAUCCUGGAUGAGAACCAAUUGGAGGAUGCAUGUGAACACCUGGCAGAGUACCUGGAAGCCUACUGGAAGGCCACCCAUCCACCCAGCAUCAACCCACCCAACCCACUGCUUAACCGUACCCUUGCCACUGCAGCCCUGGCAUCCAGCCCCGCGCCUGUCUCCAACCUCCAGGGUUCCUACUUGGUACACGGGGAGCUGAGGCCGGAUGGAGCAGAUCAGAUGGGUAUGUACGAGGGGCAACUUCGGAGAGGUCAGAUGGGCUCUCGCAUCCUUUCCCGACAUGACACGCUGGAGUCGGAGACACAGGGCAGUCGGGACUCUGCCUACACAGAGCCAGGUGAUUCCUGCAUGGACAUAGAGACUGACCCUUAUGAGGAUCCAGAGCCUAAGAGCCAAGGAGGAGAGACCAGGAGGCUCCAGCGUCAAGGGUCUUGGGAGGAGCUGGGUCCGGAUCAAGAGAACCUACUGCAGAGGAGAAGGAGGGAAUCUCCAAGGCCGCAAGGGAAAGGCAGGGAGCAGUACUGGCAUGAAGGGGAUGGCAGGAACAGGGGGCAGCUGGACAGCUGGGGUAGAGAUGUAUGUAUUCGUUAGGCCUGGGCAUAAGGGAACCACACAACUCAAACACACACUUCCCUUAGCAUUCGACUGUAUUACCCUAGCCUCUUCUGCCUACUGUACAGUUCUGUUUCACUCCUCAUUCUCGGCAUCUUGCAUUACAUUUACUCCAGAAGCAUUGCCAUCUGUAACACCCCCAAUGCCCUACUGCCACCACCCGUUCCUUUUUACACCUCAGGGCUCUUACAUGUAGCCACUGGACUUUCCUCUGGUUCUCUUUAACCAUCACUGCCCUGUGAUCUACGGACAUUCCUACUGCCCUGUGACUCUCUCUCUCUCUCACUCUUUGCACUAUCAAUGCUACCCACUGUCUCUUUGCACCAACACUGCCCUUUUGCAAUCUAACUGCACUGACACUGCCCUAUGACACUCUGCACUGACUUGUAUUCAUUCCCUGCCCUUUGUGCAUUUCCCACUUCUCUGGGAUCAACUCACAGCACUAACAGUGCCCAGUGACCCAGUUACUGUACCAUGUCUACAGACCUACUGAUUGUACGACAUUGCCUUCUCAUCGCCCACUAUCCUUAUCCUAGCCCACUUCAAGCCUGGACUGGCAAUCUGUGGGGUCUGGCAAAUGGGGCUGCUGAAAGAUGCUAUAGACAGUCACUAUUUAUUGGGCUGGGGGGGUCUGUUUGUGCCUCUGGGUACUGGGAAUGCCAGGGGGGCUGUAAGGUGCCACAGACAGUCACUAUUUAUUGGGCUGGGGGGCUGUUUGUGCCUCUGGGUACUGGGAAUGCCAGAGGGGCUGUAAGGUGCCAUAGACAGUCACUAUUUAUUGGGCUGGGGGGCUGUUUGGGCCAAUGUGUACUUGGAAUGCCAGGGCCUAUUUUGAUUUCCAGUCCAGGCCUGGGCCACUCUCGUAGUCUCACUUCCCCAACACACAUUGCACUAUCAACCCAGCAAUUGCACAACGCUGUCCUCAUGAGAACCCAGUGUCUUGUAGUACCCUCUUUGCACUACCCCAGUCUCAGCUCCCUGAUUUAGAGAGGAGGAAGAAGCCCUUCCAAGCCAGUAGCAACCCCCACGUUCCAAGCUCCUCCUGCACCCCUUAUAGAAACGAGUACCAGGUCUCCGGCAGCCUGACCUGUUGGGGGUUUCGGAGAGACCCCACCACCCCACUCAACAAUGUGCCAUAAACUGACUUGCUGGAGAGAAGAAUGCAUACCACGAAUGUAUUACACACUUUGUGCCAGAAGGGACAGCCUCUCUUAGAGCUGACGAAUUACCCACAUAUCUGGAAACAUUGCCCCCCCCCCCCCCGUGACUAGCCGGGCGGAAGGAGUUAACAGAUGCCUGAUGUAUACACGUGCCUGCAUAUGUUGAUCAUUUUUUUUGCCUGCGGUUCCUUUCAUAAUAAUGAUUCCUGCUUGGUUUGUGUUCCUAAUUUGUACCGACCAAAGGGUUUUGGCAUUGAGUAUUCCCAGCACAAGCUUUUUCCAAAGGGACGAAGAUUGUCGUUUUUUCAUUGUGAGUUACUUUUUUGGUUUUUUUUUUGGUUUUUUUUUUGGACUUGUUUGUAGUAGAAUCUUCAGAGGCCCAUUCUCCGCUCAUAUUGGUUCAGGCCCAGAACUUCCGAGGGAUACAGUGAGAUAUAUACAUAUAUAGGUGCCGAAAGUGUAUUCAUCCCUUCCUCAGAUAUCUCUUGAUCUAGUUUAUGUGAAUAUAUAUAUUUAUAAACAUGAAUUCAAUGUAUGCAUUGUAUAAACAAGCCUCUUAAAUGAUUUAUACAUACAUUUACACGUAUUUAUACAGUCCUAAUUAAAACCUGGUAAGAUACUUA
Molecule: messenger RNA, 3590 nt
Organism: Xenopus tropicalis (tropical clawed frog)
Lineage: Eukaryota; Metazoa; Chordata; Amphibia; Anura; Pipidae
Gene: cacnb1
Product: calcium channel, voltage-dependent, beta 1 subunit
Biological process (GO): calcium ion transmembrane transport
Cellular component (GO): sarcolemma; voltage-gated calcium channel complex
Molecular function (GO): voltage-gated calcium channel activity
Source: RefSeq, marked validated